AUGGAUCGGAUUGAAGCUAAUCCUGGACUGCCUGUUCGUGCCCUACAAGAGCAACUCCAAUCAACUUAUGGAGUUAGUAUUUCAGAAGAGAAAGCAUUUAGGGCAAAAGCAUUAACCACCAAAAGUGUUGCAGGGGAUUACGUAAAGCAAUUCAGAAGGAUAUACGUGUGUUUAGGUCCUUUGAAGAAAGGAUUUAAGGCAGGUUUGAGAGAAUUUUUAGGCUUAGAUGGAGCCUUUAUGAAGGGACCUUUCCCAGGUCAAAUACUAAGUGCAGUUGGUGUUGAUUCCAACAAUGGAACCUACCCAUUGGCAUAUGCUGUUGUUGAAAAAGAUCUUGACUUGUAUUUAAAUUCCAACUUCACCUUUAUCAGUGAUAGACAGAAGGGUCUUCUACCAGCCAUAGAACAAUUGUUCCCUAAUGCAGAACACAGGUUAUGUAUUAGACACAUAUACCAGAACAUGAGGAAGUUAUUUAAGACUACAGAGUACAAGGAGUAUUUUUGGAGGUGUGCUACAGCCACCACCAUACCAGAGUUUGAAGUUGUAAUGGUAGAGCUAAGGAAUUAUGACAUAGAAGCAUAUCAGUGGCUCUUGAAAAUCUCUCCACAUCAUUGGGCUAGAAGUCAUUUUUCAGGAAGGGCAAUUUCAGACAUGUUAUUGAAUAAACUUUGUGAAGUAUUCAAUAGCAAACUUGUUAAAGGGAGAGACAAACCCAUUAUCAGUUGUUUGGAGUUCAUCAGAGAGUACCUUAUGAAGAGAGUAUGCAAUGUGAUGAAGGUGUUAAACAAGUGUCAAGGUCCAUUAACUCCAACUGGUACUAGGAUUUUGGAAGCAAACACAACACUAGCUAGUAAGUAUCAUGCACGAUGGAAUGGGGGACAAAAGUAUCAUGUUAAAGGUUCAUGGAAUGAUCAACAUGUAGUGGACAUGGAGAAAAGGGAGUGUAGUUGUAGAAAGUGGGAGCUUACUGGAAUUCCUUGCAAGCAUGCAAUUGCAAGCCUAAAUGAAAUGGCAGACAAUAAUGAAAAGGUGGGAGAACUAUACACCUAUGUGCAUAAGGUGUAUUGGCUUGAUACAUGGAAAGAGAUGUACUCCUUCAAGGUGGAGCCUAUCAAAGGUAGAGCCAUGUGGCCUAAGAGUGACUGCCCAACAACUCUUGUGCCUCCACCACACAACAAAGCUAUAGGCAGGCCAAAAAAGAAAAGAAGGAUUACAGCAGAGGAAAGGAUUGAAAUCCAGCAACGUAAGAGGCAAGCAAACAGUCAAAGUCAAAAUGAUAAUGAAACUCAAUCACUAAGCAGGAAGUUUUUAACUGUGACAUGUAGUAAGUGUAAGCAAAAGGGUCACAAUGCCAGGAUUUGCAAGGUCAAAGAUGGGAAUUGA
Lactuca sativa (garden lettuce) is the source of this 1383-nucleotide messenger RNA. RefSeq lists its product as uncharacterized. NCBI's taxonomy places the organism in Eukaryota, Viridiplantae, Streptophyta, Magnoliopsida, Asterales, Asteraceae. Gene Ontology annotation, molecular function: zinc ion binding. The record is from RefSeq and is a predicted model, not a curated record.